AUGCUUAGACGUUUUAUCAGAACAAUGAGUGAGAGCAAAAUUAAAGAAUUUACUCUGAAGACCCCAAAAGGAACUAAGGAUUGGGCCGAUAAGGACAUGGUUAUCCGUGAGGGGAUUUUCUCUUACCUGAGCACUUUGUUUAAGAAGCACGGGGGUGUAACUAUUGACACUCCAGUUUUUGAAUUGAGAGAGAUUCUGUCAGGGAAGUAUGGUGAGGAUAGUAAGCUUAUUUACAACUUGGAAGAUCAAGGUGGUGAGUUGACCUCGUUGAGAUAUGACUUGACUGUCCCAUUCGCCCGUUUUGUGGCUAUGAAUGGAAUUUCCUCCAUAAAAAGAUAUCACAUCGCCAAAGUGUACAGACGAGAUCAACCCGCAAUGACCAAAGGUCGUAUGAGAGAGUUCUACCAAUGUGAUUUUGAUGUAGCUGGUGCCUAUGACACCAUGGUUCCAGAUGCUGAAAUGUUGGAAAUUUUAUGCUCGGGUUUGCAAGGUUUGGGGAUCAAUGACUUCAAGGUCAAGCUUAAUCACAGAAAAAUUUUGGACGGUAUUUUUGAGGUGUGUGGUGUUAAAGAAGAGGAUGUUCGCAAGGUUUCUUCUGCUGUGGACAAACUUGACAAGUCUCCCUGGGAAAUUGUCAGAAAGGAAAUGGUUGACGAAAAGAACCAGCCGGAAGAAGUUGCCGAUCGUAUUGGCGAAUAUGUCAAACUGAUUUUGCUAGCCAAUGAAUCGGCUUCUCAAGGUAUCAGAGAUAUGGCUAUACUGAGUGACUACGUGGAAGCCUUUGGCAUUAGCAAAUUAUUAUCUUUUGAUCUAUCGUUGGCUAGAGGAUUAGAUUAUUAUACUGGUUUGAUUUAUGAGGCUGUGACCGCUCAAUCUGCUCCUCCAACAACCGUUGACUCAAAAAAGAAAAAAUCUUUGAAGGAGGAUGAUGAUGCCAGUGACUAUGUUGGUGUUGGGUCCAUUGUUGCUGGCGGACGUUAUGAUAACCUUGUGGGAAUGUUUUCCGCCUCAAAGAAAUCUAUCCCAUGUGUAGGAGUCUCUUUUGGCGUGGAGCGUAUAUUUUCCCUAGUAAGACAGAGGCUCGUACAAGACCAGCAAGUGCGUGCUUCUCAUACGAAUGUUUUCAUUAUGGCUUUUGGAAAUGGAUUUUUAACUGAAAGAAUGGCUGUUGCCAAGCGUCUAUGGGAUGCUGGUAUUGAGACUGAGUAUCUUUACAAGAAUAAAUCCAAUCCAAGAAGACAAUUUGAGGCAGCUGAGAAACUGGGAUGUUCCAUUGCCGUUAUUCUUGGAAAGGAUGAAGUUGCACAGGGUAAAGUUCGUGUGAAGACAUUGAACACAGGUGUUAAUGAUGAUGGAGAGUUGGUUGAUUUGGAUAAUGUAGCUCCAUAUGUGAAAGAGAAAUUAGAGGGAAUUGUUCGAGUUGAUGACAUCUCCAGACUGAUUGGAAAUUUAACGAACUGA
Messenger RNA from Komagataella phaffii GS115, 1461 nucleotides. Its product is annotated as Cytoplasmic and mitochondrial histidine tRNA synthetase. Gene Ontology annotation, molecular function: histidine-tRNA ligase activity; ATP binding. The record is from RefSeq and is a predicted model, not a curated record. Gene Ontology annotation, cellular component: mitochondrion; cytoplasm. The coding region runs from base 1 to 1461 and encodes 486 amino acids. NCBI's taxonomy places the organism in Eukaryota, Fungi, Ascomycota, Pichiomycetes, Pichiales, Pichiaceae. The transcript is spliced from 2 exons. Gene Ontology annotation, biological process: histidyl-tRNA aminoacylation; mitochondrial translation.